CCACAGAAGAGUAAGUAGAAAAAGCUGCUUAUCAGAAAGUUGUAAGCCUUCCUGGUGCUGGUCUGUGUUACUUACUGUUAGGUCACGAUGGGAUCCAGGACGGUUUUUUUUAAUUUGUGGGAAAUAUUGAUUUUACUUUGUAUUUCGUAUAAAUGUGUCUGCGACUCCGAUGGUGAACUCUUUAGAACAGAUGGCGUGCAGCCUGAGCUGAGAAUUCACCAUCAUUUCUGUGCCCUAAAGAUGGAUGAAGGCCCAUGCAAAUCAGUCCAACCCAGAUUUUACUUUGACAUUGACACUCGGAAGUGUGAGCCUUUUGAUUACGGAGGGUGUCAGGGCAAUGAAAACAGGUUUAAUACUUUGGCUGAUUGUGAAGAAAUGUGUUUAGUAGAACGUGGUAAAGACCCAUGCCAAUUGGAGGAGGAACCAGGCCCAUGCCGGUUAAUAGAUAUCCGGUAUUUCUUCAGUACCAUUUCUCAGAAGUGUGAGCCGUUCAUGUAUGGUGGAUGUCUUGGAAAUGCCAAUAACUUCCGGACAUUAAAACAGUGUCAGGAUACUUGCCACCAUAAAUCCACUGGGGCACAAGCUGAACCUACUAAAAAAACGAAUGUCAUGGAACUUCAAGAUGGUGAAAAACCAAAGGUGCAUCAGACUAAUACUCUAAACGUGCCAGACUUCUGCCUGACUCCUGCAGAGGAAGGUUCGUGUGCAGCUUCUGUAAAGAGGUACUACUAUAAUUCCACCCAGGAGAAAUGUCAGCAGUUUGUCUACAGUGGAUGUGGUGGCAAUAACAACAACUUUAUCUCCAGGAAAGAUUGCAGGAGAACAUGCAAGAAAGGUGAUAAGGAAUCAACAAAGCCAAAGCGUGGAAUAAGAAUAAAGAAGAAAAACAGGGGAAUCUUAAUCAAAGCUUCCUAAUCAGUUGGUAUCUAAUGUACUCCAACAGAAUCAUUGCUCUGAAUCAUUUUUUGUGUUUAAUUUACACUACCUGUUGUCUUUUGAGAUUUGUUGUACUAUUUAGCAUACCUUGAUUACCCACACACCAACGAGACUGUUGAUUUGUGGCGCUUUAUUCUAUGAGAUGUCGAUCAUUUUUAUUGAAAAAAGAAACAUUGUUUUGGGUUAACUGGCUGGCAUGAGAAAUAGACGAUUUAGUUAAGAUGGCUAUAGUUACAGCUUUUAAUGUAUUUGGUGUUUUUAUGUGUUUUGUAAUUAGAUGAUUUAGAUGUUGAACUCUUGACAGGUUGUUAUUUUGUUCUAAGCAUGACAUGUUUUUUAUAUAUCUUAAAUCUAUGAUGGUUAUUAUUGUAACCUUUUUCGUUUGGUUCAGUGGGCUGGAGCUAGGGUGUCGCUGUGCCCCCCGGUUCCAUCCUGCCAAAAUAUCUGUUAGUAUCCCCAUUUAAACCCCAAGUCAAGCCCUUAUUCUAUGAGGGGACCCCCAGCCAAAAUUUCUGUAACUCUUUCAUUUUCUCGUUUGCUCUGUUGUUUUUUUUUCUCCCUCUCUUGAGAGCAGUUUGUUCCCAGCCUCGGAGUCCAACCACGCUGCCUCUACUCCUCAGGGGUGGCUCUCUGACCCUGGGGAGACCCCUGGCCCCAUUUUGCAUGAUUAUUUCUUCUUCACUUCCCACAAGGGAAGUGAAGCUCACUACUGACAUUAGAUGUCUGGGGUCUUGGGAUUGGUAAUGCACAGUCUGCAAAGUAUCUGCUGUAUUGUUUAGUAUAAAUGGAAAUGGAAGGCAAUGGAAAGAGUUUUUUCUUUUGUUUGUUUAAUCACUCUCAACACCAACUUCCGGUGAGAUCUCCAUUCAUUUGGGAUAUACCACAAAUAGCUACGCAUUUGCCUAAUAAACAACACACAAUUUCCCACAAUUGGCUCUGCACUCGUGGUCUCAAAUGUAUUGAAAUUAAGAGGAUUGAAAUGUUCUCAAAUCAUUAGCUGUAAAUAUAGCCUGUCCAAGGAAGGGUUGAGGCCUAUGUGAGAGAGCCCACUGUACACUGUGCUGUCCCUACACUGUUACCUCAGUAACCAUUGCUAUUAGUCCAGCAUCUUUCAUUUACGUUAGCUUGACACUAAUAUCUGUACUGACCAUCGACAAACUUAAUUUUGUUGUUGUUUAGGGCUGCUAAGUUCUGGGUGGGCUCUAGCACUUAAUUGGGACGCCUCGGGAGAAGUGAAAAUAUCCCGAAUAAGUGUCUGUCCCAGUUAAACAAGAGGAAUUUCAGACGACUUUCUCCUACAUUU
Polyodon spathula (Mississippi paddlefish) is the source of this 2239-nucleotide messenger RNA. RefSeq names its product tissue factor pathway inhibitor-like. Lineage: Eukaryota; Metazoa; Chordata; Actinopteri; Acipenseriformes; Polyodontidae. Gene Ontology annotation, molecular function: serine-type endopeptidase inhibitor activity. The record is from RefSeq and is a predicted model, not a curated record. Gene Ontology annotation, cellular component: extracellular region. Gene Ontology annotation, biological process: negative regulation of peptidase activity. The transcript has 6 exons. Bases 88 to 915 code for a protein of 275 amino acids.